CGCUGGGUCCGAGGGGGGGCGGACAGCUGAGAAUAGACAGUUUGUUUGUCCUUGAGACAUGACUGCCCGGGGGUCUCUCAUCUAUAUUACCGGGACAGUAAAAGACUUCACCUCGUCUGUCUGACAAUAUGUUGGGUGUUUUUGUCAGAUCCGUGCUCCGGCCAGGCGUGGUGAAGCCAUGUCGCCUGGUCAGAUCAGUAACACGGAUCCAAGAAAGGACCAUGGUGCACCAGGAGGGUUUACCUAAGUUGCCUGUGCCAUCCUUGAAGCAGACAUUUGAGCGCUACCUGGCCACUCUGGAGCCCAUUGUCAGUGAGGAGGAGCUGGAAAACACCCGGCAGCUGGUGGAGGAGUUUCUCAAGGGUGGUGUUGGGGAAAGGCUGCAGAAAGGCCUGGAGCGACGGGCACGCAAGACAGACAACUGGCUGUCAGAGUGGUGGAUGCAGUCAGCCUAUCUAGAGUGCCGUAUGCCGGUGGCAGUCUACACCAGUCCCGGGGUUCUCCUGCCGCGCAUGCACUUCCACGAUCGCCAAGGACAGAUGAGAUUUGCUGCCAAACUGAUUGCAGGAGUUUUGGACUUCAAAAAAAUGAUUGACACUGAGACCCUGCCUGUAGAGUACCUGAGUGGGAAGCCGCUGUGUAUGGAUCAGUAUUACCAGAUCUUGUCCUCCUGUCGUAUCCCUGGUCCAAAGAGAGAUACUGUUGUAAAUCACGCCAUCGGGAAAACACCUCCCUCCCACAUCACUGUGGUCCACAACUUCCAGUUCUUUGUCUUGGAUGUGUACAACAGCGAUGGCACCCCACUAACUAUUGACCAGAUUUACAUGCAGCUGGAGAAGAUUUGGAACUCCUCUUUGCAGACUAACAAGGAGCCGAUUGGCAUCCUUACAUCGCAGCACCGCAACACCUGGGGAAAAGCCUAUAACAACCUGAUUAAGGAUAAGACGAAUAAGGAGUCAGUCCGUGCCAUCCAGAAAAGUAUCUUCACAGUUUGUUUGGAUGCCCCAAUGCCACGCGUGUCAGAUGAGCUGUACCAGAGCCGUGUGGCUGGCCAGAUGCUACACGGAGGAGGAGCUCGCUGGAACAGCGGCAACCGUUGGUUUGACAAGACUUUACAGUUCAUUGUUGGCGAAGACGGCACAUGUGGACUGGUGUAUGAACAUGCACCUGCUGAGGGUCCACCCAUCGUGUUUCUCAUUGAUUACGUUGUUAAAUGCAUGCAGAAAACUCAAAUAGUCCGCUCCCCAAUGGUUCCCCUGCCGAUGCCUCAGAAACUGCGUUUUAACAUUACACCUGAGGUCAAGAGAGACAUUGAGAAAGCCAAACAAAAUAUGAACAUAAUGGUACAUGACUUAGAUGUGAAGGUGCUUAUGUUUUCUCAUUUUGGAAAAAAUGUGCCAAAGCAACAUAAGCUGAGCCCAGAUGCUUUUGUGCAAAUGGCUCUUCAACUUGCCUACUUCAGGAUGUAUAAUACUUGCUGCUCUACGUAUGAGAGUGCAUCGUUACGAAUGUUUAAAUAUGGGCGAACAGAUGCAAUCCAUGCAACUACUGUAGACUCAUUUAAAUUUGUCCAGGCAAUGCAAGACCCAGCUAAACAGAACACAGAGAGGCUGGCGCUGCUACAGAGGGCCAUUCAGACACAUAAGGACAACACGUACAAUGCAAUUCAUGGACAAGCGAUAGACAGACACCUCCUCGGGCUGAAGAGGCUGAGCAUUGAAGACCUAACCUCCAUGCCUGAGAUAUUCAUGGAUACUUCUUUUGCUGUGGCUCAGCAUUAUAAUCUCUCCACCAGCCAGGUUGGCUCCAAGACAGACUGUGUGAUGUGCUUUGGUCCAAUGGUGCCAGAUGGCUACGGAGUGUGUUACAAUCCCAUGGAUGAGCACAUCAACAUCGCCAUCACAGCCUUCAACAGCGUUGAGGAGACAGACGCUGCCAAGUUUGCCCAGGCGGUAGAGGAUGCUCUGUUGGACAUGAGAGCUCUCCUGGAAGACACAGCUACAGUCAAGCAGUGACCCCACACUGGAGCCUGGCAUGGUGUUUAUGUCCCACUGGGCCGUAUGGGAGCUUGAACUGAACCGUUGCCGGAGUCGCUGGCAGAGUGCCACGCUGGCAGAGACGCACAAUGUACUGAGUGUGUUGGAGCUGAGGGGAAAACUGUUUUCAAAGGAUUGUGGGAAGUGGAAUGUGUGAUGGUUAAUGCACUCCCUCUGAGAUGAGAAGCAAUUCUCUAUGAUGGAAAUUCUAUAUUUUAUUAUAUGGUGUUAUAUGUAUCUAUAAACUUUACAGAACAUAAUUUGCUAAAUGUAAUAGUAUAAAUAUUUUUUUUCUUUGUUCAUACUUAACCAGUUUCUGCUGCAGUCUUCAGAAUGACAUUGUCCUCACUUGACUUAAAGAUUUUGAGUGCUUUGGUUUGUUUAUUAUUUAUUUCAGGUCAAAAUAAUUAACCAAUAAUUCUGAAAAUCAAGUUUAAAAGGAUCUUGUUUUCUACUCAGUCUUUCUACUGAACAGAAUAGAAUUAAAUGGCUGUUAGAAAAACCUAAGUAUUCUAAACUAAAGAAAUGUUAAACAUCUAAAUCGAAACCUCCUCAAGAUAGGUAAUAUUUAGUAUCAAAGACUCAUAAAGGAAUAUUCAGCUCUGAAGCUUCCUUGGGAAUGCAGGUAGUCUCCAUGAAAUUCGAUCUCAGCCAUAUUUCCAGAGGAGUGCCACAGAAACAGCUGUUGGCCUUUAAAUACAUUGGUCUUUAAGAUUUCCAUGUCCCGGAUCUGAACAAGAAAAACAAGACAAAAUAUUGCAGCAGUUAUUACACUUGCACUUUUUUCCUACCAAGUAUGCAGCACGAUGAAACAUCAACAUGAGUUAAAGAGCUUGUCUGCACCAUAAUGUAUGUAGACUGGGAGUUGGUGGUGUUGAAUACUAAUCCUAUGUGCAGCGCUUGGAUUCUGAUCUUCACCGAGGGAGGGGCAUUGAUGAGCACUCGACAGGUGUGGUUAGUGUUGGAUGUUGUUGGGUUCUCAAAGGCACCGCUGGGGGAAAACAGCUGAAUGUCACAAUCUGUGGGGCGAAGACAAGGAAUAUUUCAUCUUUGGUGAAUGAAUGGGGUAAACAAAAUACAUACGAACACGUGCUGUCAAAUACUGUCCAAUGCAAUGAGUGUUUCAUUUGUGAGGGUCAAACUGUUGAACAUUUGUUGAAAUUGUGUUAGACAUGCUAUAGUUUGUAGCAUUAAAGCUUUAUAAUAUUUUCAUGUU
Molecule: messenger RNA, 3252 nt
Organism: Xiphias gladius (swordfish)
Lineage: Eukaryota; Metazoa; Chordata; Actinopteri; Istiophoriformes; Xiphiidae
Exons: 14
Coding region: 129-2015 (628 amino acids)
Biological process (GO): carnitine metabolic process, CoA-linked
Cellular component (GO): peroxisome
Molecular function (GO): carnitine O-acetyltransferase activity
Source: RefSeq, a predicted model, not a curated record